This is a messenger RNA of Gloeophyllum trabeum ATCC 11539, 876 nucleotides long. RefSeq names its product ribulose-5-phosphate 3-epimerase. The transcript has 8 exons. The record is from RefSeq and is a predicted model, not a curated record. Gene Ontology annotation, molecular function: D-ribulose-phosphate 3-epimerase activity; metal ion binding. Gene Ontology annotation, cellular component: cytosol. Gene Ontology annotation, biological process: pentose-phosphate shunt; carbohydrate metabolic process; pentose-phosphate shunt, non-oxidative branch. The coding region runs from base 48 to 740 and encodes 230 amino acids. Lineage: Eukaryota; Fungi; Basidiomycota; Agaricomycetes; Gloeophyllales; Gloeophyllaceae.
UUCCUCAACAGCUCCUGUACAUAACUUUCUUGACUGACAGCUGCGCUAUGCCUCGCGCAAUCAUAUCCCCGUCCGUGCUUGCCUCCGAUUUUGGCCAGCUUACCGCAGAAUGCAAGAGGAUGAUCAAGGGCGGCGCGGAAUGGCUUCACAUGGAUGUCAUGGACGGCCAUUUCGUGCCUAAUAUCACCAUGGGGGCCCCGGUCCUGUCCUGCGUACACAAGGGCGUACCCGGCAUCUUCAUGGACUGCCAUAUGAUGGUCGCCCAGCCUGAGAAGUGGGUGAAUGACAUAGCAGACGCCGGAGGCUCGCUGUACUGCUUCCACCUCGAAGCUACAUCUGAUCCAUUAUCCCUCAUCAAGGCCAUUCAUGACCGGAACAUGAAAGCUGGCGUGGCCAUAUCGCCCGACACCCCCUCAACAGCUAUAACCGACGCGGUUGGCGAGGCAGCCGAUAUGCUCCUGGUCAUGACUGUCUACCCUGGACGCGGCGGCCAGAAAUUCCUGGAUCGCUGCGUUCCGAAGGUCGCCGAGCUGCGCAAGCGCUUCCCGAACAAAGACAUCGAAGUCGAUGGGGGCGUCGGACCCAAGACGAUUGCUCCUUGUGCGGAAGCAGGUAGCAAUGUCAUCGUUGCAGGGACUGCCAUAUUCGGGGCCGAGAAGCCUGAGGAGGUCAUUGCGACGCUCAAAUCUGCUGUCAACACCGCGCAAGCGAGGAUCGCCCGAGAGUCGCAGCCUCAGUGACUACUCGCAUCAGACUUGUAGCAUCACCAGUACAAUUAAAGGAAACAAUAAGUAUCAAUUGUACAAUCAGACAAUGUCGACACUCCUAGAUUUUUAGUUGGAUAUAUCCUGCGAUACCAAGGAGCAUGAAUACGUG